AUGGUUUGGGACAUGUUGGUCCAGGAAGACUUGGGCUACGAUGUACGAUUCGUCGGCUCUAAGACCAACAACGCACGCAACUGCCGGGCUCGAUCAGGAACAUUCGACCUUCACCAUGAGGGCCACCAUGGCGUACUUUCCGUCAAUGUCGCGAAUCAUUAUCUCGAAGGAUGGCUGGCCAGUAGCAAGCCCGAAAUCGUACAAAUCAUGCUUGGGACGAAAGACGUUAGUCUAGGUCGGCCAACGAGCGACAUCAUCGACUCUUACACGAAGAUUAUUGAUCUGAUAAGGGCAUCCAACCCUCGAGCAAAGAUUCUUGUUGAUCUUUUGAUUCCGAUAGCUCUCGAUCUGGACCCUGUUGGCAUUGACGCUCUCGACCCUGUUGGCAGUGACACACUCGACACACUCAACAAGCGCAUCCCAUCAUGGGUUGACACACUCAAUAAACGCAUCCCAUCAUGGGCUGAAGAAAAGAGCUCUGCUGAUUCUCCCAUCACAAUCGCUGACUGCUCCACGGGGGCUGGCUAUACACUCGACAUGAACAGGGACGGAAUGCAUCCAAACGUGACAGGAGACGAGCUGAUAGCAAACCAAAUUGGACCUCUUCUAGUGAGAUACGUCAGGGAUGUUAUUGCUGAGCGGCAGCGUAGCGAUUUGUUGGGUCCAGACCGUUCGGGAGAAGGGAAUGAAGAACUUAGAAAGAUCCGGAACUUGUAA
Molecule: messenger RNA, 717 nt
Organism: Diaporthe citri
Lineage: Eukaryota; Fungi; Ascomycota; Sordariomycetes; Diaporthales; Diaporthaceae
Exons: 2
Coding region: 1-717 (238 amino acids)
Molecular function (GO): phosphatidylcholine lysophospholipase A1 activity
Source: RefSeq, a predicted model, not a curated record